AUGAAGACCUCCUUCGCUGCCGUUGCCUUCGCCUUGGCCUCUGUUGCCUACUCCCAGGACAUCUCCGACCUCCCCAGCUGCUCGCUCAACUGCUUCGUCACCACUCUGGGCAGUGAUGGUUGCUCGUCUCUCACCGACUUUGAGUGCCACUGCAAGGUCCCCGGCCUGACCGACGAAAUCACUCCCUGCGUCCAGAAGGCUUGCUCUGCCGAUGACCAGAAGACCGUUGCUGAGCAGGUUGUGGCUCUCUGCGAGCAGUACGGCGUCACCAUCUCUGUGCCCGCCGUCUCCUCGACCGCUGCUCCGUCGUCCAGCGCCGCCGCCAGCACCCCAGCAUCUUCCUCUGUUGCGCCUACUUCCGAGUCCUCGGCGGCUUCUUCUUCCGCUUCGGCCUCUGCCACCGCUUCGGCCUCUGCCACGUCGACCGUGACUUCUUCCCCCUCGGCUACCGACGUCGUCGUCUCCACCCCAGUGGCUACCCCGACCACCCCGGGCGCCACUACUCCCGGCGGUUCCACCCCGACCCCGUCGCAGUUCGAGGGUGCCGCUCCCACCGCUGGCGUCUUCAGUGGCGUGGUUGGUCUUGCCGUCGCUGUUGCCGCUGUCGCCGGCUUGUAA
Lasiodiplodia theobromae is the source of this 618-nucleotide messenger RNA. Its product is annotated as Proline-rich protein. Bases 1 to 618 code for a protein of 205 amino acids. NCBI's taxonomy places the organism in Eukaryota, Fungi, Ascomycota, Dothideomycetes, Botryosphaeriales, Botryosphaeriaceae. The transcript has 3 exons. The record is from RefSeq and is a predicted model, not a curated record.